This is a messenger RNA of Exophiala viscosa, 615 nucleotides long. RefSeq lists its product as uncharacterized. The transcript has 2 exons. The coding region runs from base 1 to 615 and encodes 204 amino acids. NCBI's taxonomy places the organism in Eukaryota, Fungi, Ascomycota, Eurotiomycetes, Chaetothyriales, Herpotrichiellaceae. The record is from RefSeq and is a predicted model, not a curated record.
AUGUUCGACCUUAUCAAGCGCAAGUCGAAAAGUUCGGCAAGACGACAAUGUCAAGAAUCGCAGCGGGAACGCAAGAUAGUAUUCUGCGACUUUGGGUUCCAUGGCCGAGCAGCCAACAACGGAUGGGAGUUCACAUAUGUUGAUGAAGUUGAUUUCGACCCAGCGGUGGAUCUAAGGAACUACAAAUGGACUCCGCCGGAUCGGUGCGUCGACACACUGUCAACAUUUGCUGCUUCGCAACUUCGCAAAAACUUGAGAAGCUCUAAAGGAUGGCGGUUCGUCGGUGUAAUCGAGGAUGGAGAUCGACGGCCACUACCGAUUCAACGUAGGGAGAGAAACCCGAGAACGAUGCUACUCUUCGAGAGGGAUGUGCCUUGUCCUUGUGACGGUACUCAGCAUUCGGUGCGCAAAUCGAGUAUCUCAAAGUCGUCAAAUGUCUACGACAGCAAAUUUAUCGAGUACGGUCACGAUGACAUUCUGACCACGAAAAUGGCCAGGCUCGAUUGCAGCGGUGGCAGUUUUUCGUCCACGUCCAGUGAUGGGCAUGAUCCGCCGCCAUCAUACCGCAGUCGUCUUUCGACGUUAGCUGUCUUACCCGAACAGCAUGCGACAUGA